GGCGGCAUCAUAAACGUGAAAUGGGCAGCAGAUGCCGCCGUUUACCCAGGUUCCCUCUGCAACUGGCAGGGCAUUCUGAAGAACGUUGGAGAUGUUGGCGUGGCCAUGUUCAUACUCGCAAUCACCAUCCACACCGCAGCUGUCCUGCUGUGGAGAUGGAAAGUCCCCCGAAGGUCUACCGUUCCUCUUGUUGUUAUGUUAGCCAUUUGGCUUUUCAUCGCUCUGGAAAACGGCAUCUCUUGGGCCCUAUACCACCGCCGAGAAUAUAUUACUGACACUGGGAUGUGGUGUUGGAUUGGCCCCAAGUACACAAGACAGCGCAUUCUAUUCGAGUAUGCCUGGAUGUGGAUUACGACAUUCUUCACCUUGUUGGUAUACGUCCCUCUCUACUUUUCAUUGCGCGGCAAUCUCUAUGUCAGUGGUUUGCGUGUGAUAUGGACCAAUUGUCGAUCCUCAGCAGAUCCAUGGCAAACCAAUGGCAGGAGGGCGGGACCGAUGCUUUGGUACCCUUUGGCGUACACGAUAACUGUCCUCCCAAUUGCCAUAUGCCGUUGGCGUGCGUUCAAUGGGCAUGAUGUCCCCUGGGCCGCCACCGUUGUUUCAGACGUUCUGUUUUGCUCAAGUGGACUCGUAAACUCUUUGCUGUAUCCGUUGACAAGGCCGUCGCUCCUA
This is a messenger RNA of Cantharellus anzutake, 672 nucleotides long. RefSeq lists its product as uncharacterized. NCBI's taxonomy places the organism in Eukaryota, Fungi, Basidiomycota, Agaricomycetes, Cantharellales, Hydnaceae. Gene Ontology annotation, molecular function: G protein-coupled receptor activity. Gene Ontology annotation, biological process: adenylate cyclase-activating G protein-coupled receptor signaling pathway. Gene Ontology annotation, cellular component: plasma membrane. The annotation marks the transcript as partial. The record is from RefSeq and is a predicted model, not a curated record. The transcript is spliced from 3 exons.